Molecule: messenger RNA, 3464 nt
Organism: Hibiscus syriacus
Lineage: Eukaryota; Viridiplantae; Streptophyta; Magnoliopsida; Malvales; Malvaceae
Product: kinesin-like protein KIN-5D
Exons: 23
Coding region: 141-3302 (1053 amino acids)
Biological process (GO): microtubule-based movement
Molecular function (GO): microtubule binding; plus-end-directed microtubule motor activity; ATP binding
Source: RefSeq, a predicted model, not a curated record
CUCUCUCUCUCUCACUCUACACUUAAAAGUUAAAACUCUCAGCUUAUAGUUGCCAUUUGAAUUUCCUUUUAACUGGCCGGCAUUUAUUUACACUUGUAGUUACGCAGCUUUGAAUCGCAGAGUCGUUAGAGUUAUCUGCAAUGGAAUCUACACAGCAGCAAAGAAGAGGAGGAGGAUUGGUAUCGCUAUCUCCAUCGCAAACGCCACGCUCAAACGACAAAUCAGUGCGAGAUCUACGAUCAGUCGAUUCCAAUUCAAGCUCCAAAAAUGAUAAAGAUAAAGGCGUUAACGUUCAGGUUAUUUUACGUUGCAGGCCACUGAGUGAAGAUGAAGCGAGAAUAAAUACUCCGGUGGUGAUAUCGUGUAAUGAAACUAGAAGAGAAGUUUGUGCUGUACAGAGUAUUGCUAAUAAGCAAAUUGAUAGGACCUUUCUAUUUGACAAGGUCUUUGGUCCAUCGUCUCAGCAAAAGGAGUUAUUUGAUCUAGCUGUGUCCCCAAUUGUGAAUGAAGUUCUUGAGGGUUAUAAUUGCACUAUCUUUGCAUAUGGCCAGACAGGAACUGGAAAGACAUACACAAUGGAGGGAGAAGCAAGGAAGAAGAAUGGGGAAUUCCCAAGUGAUGCAGGUGUUAUUCCAAGAGCUGUUAAACAAAUUUUUGAUAUAUUACAAGCUCAGAAUGCUGAAUAUAGUAUGAAGGUCACAUUUCUAGAGCUUUACAAUGAGGAAAUAACAGAUCUUCUGGCACCAGAGGAAACUACAAAAUUCGUUGACGAUAAAACUAAGAAACCCAUUGCUCUAAUGGAAGAUGGAAAAGGGGGAGUUUUUGUCAGAGGCUUGGAAGAAGAGAUUGUAACAACUGCUAAUGAAAUUUACAAAAUUUUGGAAAAAGGCUCUGCUAAAAGGCGUACAGCUGAAACUCUACUUAAUAAACAAAGUAGUCGCUCUCAUUCUAUAUUUUCAAUUACAAUCCAUAUUAAGGAGUGUACUCCAGAGGGGGAAGAGAUGAUUAAAUGUGGGAAGCUAAAUCUUGUCGAUCUUGCUGGUUCUGAGAAUAUUUCACGUUCUGGUGCAAGAGAGGGCAGAGCCAGGGAAGCUGGAGAGAUUAAUAAAAGCUUGCUCACUCUUGGUCGUGUAAUCAAUGCACUGGUUGAGCAUUCUGGUCAUGUACCUUAUAGAGAUAGCAAACUAACAAGGCUAUUGAGGGAUUCCUUGGGAGGAAAAACAAAAACAUGUAUUAUUGCCACCAUAUCACCAUCCAUCCAUUGUCUGGAAGAGACACUCAGCACUUUAGAUUAUGCACAUCGUGCCAAGAAUAUCAAGAACAAACCAGAGAUUAACCAGAAGAUGAUGAAGUCUGCUUUAAUAAAAGAUUUAUAUUCUGAGAUUGAUCGGCUGAAGCAAGAGGUGUACUCUGCAAGAGAAAAAAAUGGAAUUUACAUUCCACGAGAUCGUUUUCUCCAGGAUGAAGCUGAGAAGAAGGAUAUGGCUGAAAAAAUUGAGCGCAUGGAACUUGAAUCAGUAUCCAAGGAGAAGCAAAUUACCGAGCUCCAGGAACUCUACAAUUCACAGCAGCUGUUGACUGCAGAUUUAAGUGAGAAACUUGAAAAGAAAGAGAAAAAGCUUGAGGAAACAGAAUAUGCAUUGUUUGAUCUUGAAGAUAAACACAGAAAAGCAAAUGCAACUAUUAAAGAGAAGGAAUUUUUAAUAUCCAAUCUCCUUAAAUCUGAGAAAACACUUGUUGACUGUGCUUUUGAACUCCGAGCAGAUCUCGAAAAUGCUGCAUCAGAUGUCUCAGAUUUGUUUUCCAAGAUUGAAAGGAAGGAUAAAAUUGAGGAUGGAAACAAAGCACUGAUUCGAAAGUUCCAGUCCCAGUUGACCCAGCAGCUUGAUAUCUUGCACAAGACUGUGGCAACUUCUGUGACUCAACAGGAGAAGCAACUCAAACACAUGGAGGAAGAUAUGCAUUCCUUUGUAUCGACAAAAUCAGAGGCUACAGAAGAACUUCGAGGAAGGUUAAGGAAAUUGAAGAGCACAUAUGGUUCGGGUGUCAAAGCUUUGGACAAUAUAGCCUCAAAACUUAAUGGAAAUUUUGUUUCAACUUUGGGUGAUCUAAAUUCUGAAGUUUCUAAGCACUUGCAUGACGUGGAAGAUUUGUUCAAAAGAAUUACUUCUGAGGCUGAAGCGUUACUUGAAUGCCUUCAAAGUAGUCUUUACAAGCAAGAGGAGAAGCUAACUGCAUUUACACGACAACAGUACGAGGCGCACUCCAGGGCAGUAGACAAUGCAAGGUCAAUUUCUAAAACAACUGUGAAUUUCUUCGAGACUUUAGACAUGCAUGCAUCCAAGCUGACCAAAAUUGCGGAAGAAGCACAAAUAAUGAAUGACAACAAAUUGACUGAAUUUGAAAAGAAGUUCGAGGAAUGUGCCGCUAAUGAAGAGAAGCAAAUGCUGCAAAAGGUGGCAGAAUUGCUUGCAGCUUCAAUUGCUAGGAAGAAAAAAUUGGUCCAAAUGGCUGUCCAUGAUCUCCGGGAUAAUGCGUCCAGCAAAACAAGUGAGCUGCAGAAAGAAAUGUCUACCAUGAAAGAGUCCACUACUGUUGUUAAAACGGAGUGGAAUGUUCACAUGGGAACCACAGAAUCUCAUUACAUUGAAGAUACAUCUGCUGUAGAAAGCGAAAAGAAAGAUAUGCAAGAGGUUCUUGAAAACUGCAUGAAGAAAGCAAAGAUGAGUGCUCAACAAUGGAGGAAUGCUCAGGAAUCCCUUCUCAGUUUAGAAAAGAGAAAUGUUGAUUCCGUGGAUUCCAUUGUUAGGGGAGGGAUGGAAGCCCAUCAAAUUCCCCGAGAUCAAUUUUCCGGUGCCGUGUCCACUGCUCUUGAAGAUGUAGACACUGCAAGCAACUGUUGUCUAACAUCCAUUGAUCAUUCAUUACAACUUGAUCACGAAGCAUGUGGGAACAUGAAUUCCAUGAUCAUUCCUUGUUGUGAGGAAUUGAGGGAACUGAAGGGUGGUCAUUACCACAAGAUAGUAGAAAUCUCAGAGAAUGCAGGGAAAUGUCUGGAGGAGGAAUACAUGGUGGACAAUCCAUUGUGUACACCGAGGAAGAGGGCAUUUAACCUACCGAGCAUGUCAUCGAUCGAGGAACUCAAAACUCCUCCAUUUGAGGAAUUAUUGAAGGUGCUUUGGGAAGCAAAAACAGCAAAAUUAGGCAAUGGAGAUAUAAAACACACACUGGGGGAAUAUGAAGCAACAUCAACAGCUCCACCAUUGAAGGAUUCCAGACUUCCACUCACAGCUAUUAACUAAAAGUGCGCAAGUACAGAACCAGUUUACGUGUGGCUGAAGCAGCAAAGAAUUCAACCGGAACAUCAACAUGCACUAAACUCUUAAAUGUAAUAGUAAAACAGUGGGGUUCUUUUUAUUUAAGUUGUUAAUGUUUGGUGGUAAUUAUUUCCUUUUCUUGGUUAA